ACCAGGCGGGCAAGAUGGUAAUAACAGGUCAAUGAUAGCUCUAGUUUUGUCAACUUCUCCUCCUCCUUCUUCUUUCUAUCUCGCCCACCAUCACUUCAUCCAUCAACCAAACAUCAUCAACUCAUAAACCACUCUUCCCAACAUCCCAAACAUAGACCAAGAAGAACAAGAACAAGAAGAAGAAGAAAGAAGAAACAUAGAGAAACACAGAGAGAGAGAGGAACCCAUAUAUGGCACCACUCAAGUCUCAAACCCAUACUAGCCCUUCUCACCAUCAAAUCAAGUACACCAUCCCUUUAACCUAACCCUAACACACCUCUUUCUUCUCCCACAACUAUAUCCUCUCCUACCCAAACUUCUUCACUUAUCAUGAUCAUGGACAACUACUACACCCUUAGCUCCUAAAACAAAAACACCAAAACAUCCAUCAAACUUGCUUUUUUUUAUUUUUUUUUUGUCUUUCUUUUUUUCAUUGUUCACUGUUCCAUUUGUUUCCACUUUUAUGGAUCCAGUGACUGCUUCAUCAACCCAUGGCCAUCACUUGCCACCUCCUUUCCACACCCGCCACUUCCACUCCCAUCUUCAACAACUCCACUCUCAGCUCCAAACUCCCAAAACUGAAGACGAGCAAUCCAGCUCCCUUCUCAACCGUGGUAAAAAGAGAGAAUUGGAUGACGCAACCACCACCAACGCUGUUGCCGGAGAAGAUGAGCCCAACCAAGAUUUAGUCCCCGUACCUUCCGCCGGAGGAGAUUCCGAGAUGACACGAAGACCUCGUGGCCGCCCUGCCGGCUCUAAGAACAAACCAAAACCACCUAUCAUAAUCACUCGCGACAGCCCCAACGCUCUCCGUUCUCACGUCAUGGAGAUAGCCGGCGGGUGUGAUAUUGGUGAGAGUGUGGCCAACUUUGCUAGACGCCGGCAACGUGGUGUAUGUAUUCUCAGUGGUAGUGGCACCGUCACCAACGUCACUCUCCGGCAACCAGCUUCACCCGGUGCCGUCGUCACUCUUCAUGGCCGGUUUGAGAUCUUGUCACUCUCUGGAUCCUUCCUACCUCCUCCGGCUCCUCCAGCAGCUACAGGUCUAACAAUUUACUUAGCCGGAGGACAAGGCCAAGUCGUCGGUGGUAGUGUUGUCGGAGCUUUGAUUGCAUCUGGACCUGUAGUUAUAAUGGCGGCUUCAUUCGGCAACGCAGCAUAUGAAAGAUUGCCACUUGAUGAAGAAGAGGCAUUGCCGACGUCCGGGCCAUUGGGAUCGCCAGGGAUGGUCGGACAAUCGCCGCCGUCUCAGUCACAACAACAGCAACUGCUUCCAGACCAGUCGGCAGCGGCGCCGCUGUUUGGUUUGCCGCCUAACCUUCUGAACAAUGUUCAGUUGCCGACUGAUGCUUAUGGUUGGGCCACCGGCGCCGGUAAAUCGUCCACCUUACUGAAAUUAAAAUGACAUCUGAUCAUGAUCACAGGCUGUAGAUCUCACUCUUUCUCUCUAUCUCUUUUCUUUUAAUAUUACUCUCUUUUGAUAUUAUUACUAUUUGUUUCUGGUUCUUAGUUUUAGUUUUAGUUUGUUUAAUUCUCUUUUAAUUGUUUUUGUUUUUUCUAAUUGGAGUGACUACUACUCUAUGAUCA
Dioscorea cayenensis subsp. rotundata (Guinea yam) is the source of this 1626-nucleotide messenger RNA. Its product is annotated as AT-hook motif nuclear-localized protein 24-like. Lineage: Eukaryota; Viridiplantae; Streptophyta; Magnoliopsida; Dioscoreales; Dioscoreaceae. The record is from RefSeq and is a predicted model, not a curated record. Gene Ontology annotation, molecular function: minor groove of adenine-thymine-rich DNA binding; DNA-binding transcription factor activity. Gene Ontology annotation, biological process: vegetative to reproductive phase transition of meristem. Gene Ontology annotation, cellular component: nucleus.